Messenger RNA from Aspergillus novofumigatus IBT 16806, 1027 nucleotides. RefSeq lists its product as uncharacterized. The record is from RefSeq and is a predicted model, not a curated record. The transcript has 4 exons. The coding region runs from base 78 to 542 and encodes 154 amino acids. Lineage: Eukaryota; Fungi; Ascomycota; Eurotiomycetes; Eurotiales; Aspergillaceae. Gene Ontology annotation, cellular component: mitochondrion.
CCUCCACUCCCUUUGAGCGUAUUUGCCAUUCUUUUGCUCCCAAACUCACCAAUUCGGCGUCUUAACACAGCAAAACGAUGCUGUCCUCGCGGAUUUUGACCCGGCGCCUGCCCCAGGUUGCUGCUCGCUUUACCGCUCCGCGCGCCUCGUUCUCGCAAGUCCGGAGCCUUUCUGCAGCUGAGAUUGAUGAUCCUUUGCAGAACGGAGGUUAUCAGAACCCCCCUCGUGUGAAGCGUGCUUUCAGAGACCCCUACGGCGACUGGUGGGAUAAGCAGGAGAGAAGGAACUUUGGCGAGCCCGUUCACGAGGAGAAUGAAAUCCUCGGCGUCUUCAGUCCCGAGCAAUAUACCCAUGUCACACCCCGCAAAGGCCUGUUCCAGAUUGGAGCUUUCAUCGCAACCUUCCUUACUCUCUGUGGUGUCGUGAGCCUGUACUACCCUGACAAGCCCAGCGUCCCAAAGACUUAUCCCGGCGGCUUGGAGAAGGAGCUUGGAGGUGCGAGUGCUGUUCCGGCUCGCAAGGCCGGUGAGGACUCUUGGUAGUGGUUUGAUUUCAUAUUGUGUAAAUACUACAGUGCAGUUUUUCUUUUACGGUUUCAAUCAAAGGUCUGAUUGUCAAUUCAUAUAAUGCGGAAGGACAAUCCUGUGCCUCAAUCGUUGCGGGAUGGAGCAUUUGCUUAUAUUGCCAGCUUUUAAGGCUCGGGGUUCCUUGUCCUACGUGGGAUAGGACAUCUGUGCUAUGUCGAUGUCGAUCAUUGGCUUGCAGCUGUCCAUAAUGGAGCACGUCCUGAACCAAAGCACACCAAAACUGCAGCCGAUUUGACCGUCAAGAGAACAGGACGAUGGAUGGAGAUCAGGUUCCUAGGGCGUCAAGCUACUCCAGAGGCAUCGUCAACUUCCCUUGACUGAUAACACUCAAAACCGGAAUAAAGAGCAGAUAGAGACCGCUGUGGGACACCAUACUGAAGUAUGUACCUAGGGCAGAGUACUGCAUGUACCAUUAUAGCUGCGUUCAUAUUAUGUGCACC